AUGUCUAAAAAGAAAAUAGUGAUUAUUUCGGAUACCGUAGAACUCUGUCCAGUUUUUGACAUUGGGCUGGCAGAGUAUAAGAGAUUUCGACAUUUCCUUGAUGACCUCUUCAAGGAGAAGAAUUGUUGGUUGUCGGGUAUAAUCAAGUUAAAAUGCAAACCUGACUUGAUUAAAGCACUUGAUCCUUGCGGUGAAGGACGAUUUACUUGGGCAGAAGGUGACGAUGGCGACACAUCAAUUUGGUCGUCACUCGCGAAAGAAAAGAUCCUGAGUGUAAAUAGGCAAUCACUCCAAAAAAUUAACAGGAGUGGAAUUUAUCAAGUGCACACAACUCCUGAAGGCCCAGAUGCGGAUGAAGACAGUGUUCUCAAGUACUUUCAGAAAACCCGUGAGAAGGGUUUGAUGCAUCCAGAUGCUCUUGGAGGAAGUUCUUGCACACUUCCGCAUCCCCCAACAAUUGCAGCAGCUUCUGCUGAAGGCGAGUGCUGUAAACCAAGGGAUGAAGAAGCAGAGAGGAUAGCUGGAGAAGCAGCUCAGAAGGCAUUUUGGUCUGCCCUGAGAUCUCUUCAAAUGAACGAGACAACGGAGCAAAAGACUUACGUCACGGAAUUAACAAUGAAAGUGGACGAGAUCAGACUCCACGAAAUCAAGAAAUGUGGUGGAAGGCCAAAUGAUGAAAAAUUCAAGUUGGACUUGACGGAUAUUCCCGGAAAUAUCUUUGGGAACAUGAUGGGGAACUUCGAUCAAGACGGGAAUGGGAUUGUUUUUGGAAUCAACACCCCUUACUUCUUCCUUGGAUCAAGAGGUACUGUGUUCCCAAUGCACUGUGAGGACAUGGACCUCCUCUCCAUCAAUCUGCAAUGUGCGGGGUAUCCAAAGUACUCGAUCCGUACAAAGGAUGUCCCAAUUUUCGAGAAGGUUGUUCAUCUUCUACUUGCCAGAGGAACAAUGUGCCAAAAUGUUAUGCGACACAAGAUGCACAUUUUCGACCCGAGAUGGUUCAGGCAGUUUGGCAUAAAGCCAAUUAUUGCUAUUCAGCAUCCCUGGGAGUUUGUUGUGACCCUUCCAAAGGGAUACCACGGGGGUUUCAAUGAUGGGUUCAACAUCAAUGUUGCAAUCAACUACGCAGUUCCCUUCUGGAUUGACUACGGUUUAAGAUCAAGGUUCUGCACUUGCAAUGAUGUAAGGAUUCCAAUGGAACCAUUUGUCCGUCACCAGUAUCCUGAAAAGUACAGGGAAUGGUUGACAAAUGGAUUAAGAACUUUCCUGGAGGAUGGACGAAACGAUUUAAUUGGGAUUAAAAUCAAUCCCUUUGCAGAACCGCCAACUCUACAAGACCUGAAAAUGGUGCCGAUACCAAGAAAUGAAGAAGAGUGGAGGUUGGAGAAAGAAGUAGGUGACUGGAACGUGGAUCAUCUGCAGUUUCUCAUCAAAAGGAUUGCAUUUCUUGAGGAAAUUGUGAAGGAUCUUGGCAGGAAAAGGCAAAGGUCAAGGAGUGCUUCACUGGACAGAGGUGUCCAAGUAACAGUAGAAGAGGAACUGCAUGAGCGGAAGGAAAAAGCCAUCAGACGUGAUUAUGGUUUGGAAGAGCAACGGCAGUUUCCACCAUCUCCUCUUGAUGAAGUCACCUUCCCGCCCACCUACCCAGAAGCCUUUAAAAUAGUUUCUGUUGAGGAGAAAAAAAAAGAAUUGUUCGAUAAAGAAAAAUAUGUUGAGGAAGUUAAACGUAGAAGAUUAUACAAAUUGUGCAAAAUGGCCGAAGUGUCAACUGCAGAAAGAAAUGCGCGAAAUUGUGAAAUGAGUGCGGAAGAUGUGUUGUGCAUGACUCUAUCGGCAAGUAAUGUCAUGUCAUUACAUUUCGCGCUCCAACAAACUCUUUCGUCACAAGUGCUCCCAGAAUUAAGUGGUGUUGAGGAAUUCGACGCGUACACAAUGGAUUUGGACGUCCUGAACGAGAUAAUCCCGGACGAUUACUUCAACUCGUUCAAUGUACAACAGUUUGAAAGUAUUUCUGCACAAACGUUGCAGGAAUUCAUAACUGCUGUGGUGGACGUCAUGAAGAAACAUGGGUUGAAAACUCUACAUCAAAUUGACAUCAAAAUGAUGGAAGCUCACUCUGCCCCCGUAACGGAUGAAGAAUCUACUUCGUGCCUUACAGUUGUGGACAACCUAAAUGAUGACAUUGUCAACAGUCCACAUCGAGAAUCGGCUAUAACCCAAGGUACACAAACGGAUGUUCCUGCAUGUACCAUGACGAAAGGUACACAAACGGAACCGUCCUCAAUAAGGACGGCUAACACACAGACAAACCGUUAUUGUCCAAAUCUUACAACCUCGGCAACCCAAACGGAUCUGUCUGAUACAUUAUCAUCAGUUGAAGAAUGCGACGGAUGUGCGUUGAGCAGAAAUUUCGUGCAAUUCAUGAAGACGAAACGGCCGGACGUUGAUGCAAGGGAAGUGAAAAGCAUUGAAACUGCGAAAUCAACAGCGGAGGAUUGCGCCCGCUGUAAGCUCGUAAUGAACCUCAUCAUCAAUCUACUAAGAUUCCGUAGAGAUGAUAUUGUGCUGUUCAACCUCGUCAUGGCCACACAGAACGCCAUAAAAAAUCGGGUGCAAAUUCCGGCUUCUGCUGAUCUUGGAGAAAGCAAUGUGGCCAUUAAUGAGGAACAAGCAGGACCAGCACCUUGCCAAGUGAGACGUGUCAUACCUUCAAGAAUGUCAAAGAAACGGACACGUUCUUCCAGCAGUUCCAGGAAGUGUAACAGCGACAGCGCCAGCAUGAGUGAAUGCGAUGAAGGAAUGACAAAUGCAUCCAAAAAAAAGAGUGUGCGCUGUGCGAAAAAACAGAAGGGCGUUCCAAAAAGGGGGAAGAAGCCAGCUCCUAUCAACAUUAUUACACCAUCCGCCAUCAGGAAAAGGAACAACAAUGUCAUGAACCAGCAUCACAGACACCGGGUCUUCAACCGUGGGGAACAGCAGGCUUCCACAUCCUCUGCUGCUGCAUUAUCAAAAUACAUUCCUGCAGCACCAUCAGCACACGCCGAAUCUUCACCUGAAUUGGUCAGUGUGACCGUCCUUUACGAUGCAUUUGCCUUACGUGAUGAAGAAGGAAAUGUCGCAAGCAAUCCGCCAAAGUGUUAUUUGGAUAACACCGCUGAAUCUGUUGCUGCUUACGGUGCUUUCAUGCACUGGGCUUUGGAAGGCCACACCCACAUGCAUGAUUUACUCCAAGAUAAGGAACCGAACUACAAUGGACCUAACAAUGACUGGAGGGAGAAAAGUUGCACAUUUACCCUUGACCGCGGGUUUGUGCAGAAAAAUUUUGGUCCAUCAGAAUUUAAUGACGACCCUCUAUGGGACUUCCCAUGCCAUGCCGUUCCAGGAGUCAUGUCCUGCACUGAAAUUCAUUUCCCCCAGAGGGUGUACGAAGGAUGCUUGGAUAUUCAGAGGAUUACACCUCAGGAGAUUGUUAAUGUCCCACUCGGCAUGGAUAAAACUCCUGUUCCCUGCGUUAUGCUUGUUGCUGCGGAGUAUAACGACGAGGACUUCGGAUUAUUCAUGCGUCUGGAUGACCUGGAAGAACUGAUUCUUCGAGUCAGAGCCUACUGUGGAACCCUAAUACGCAUGGCUAUAAGUGAGACAAACAUUGACAGUGAUGCUGGACCAGGUGAUCAUGCCAAUGAGGACGUCGACAACAUAAAAAAGAAAAGCCGUGGGUUGUAUAACUCCCUCAUCGUCCGAGCCGUUUUUCAAGCGGAUUCCAGUGGGGGCAUCAGGAAUUACGGGACGUGUUUUUUAACCAAUGCAUAUGACAUACAAGCAAUUACUGUCAUAGGAAGGUAUCUGGAGGAGAACAACAUGAUCAACACCGACAAUUAUGCAAAAUUCAGAUUCUGGUUCCAAAAAUUUGUGUCGUGGACAACGGCUCUGGAACUUGCAAAGCAUGUUCCGUUUUGUGUUCUCAAGAAACUGAACCUGAACCUCUACACCAGCAAGUACUUCUUGAGAUCAUCAGCACUCUCAGCAAUGUACACCGGGCCUCAUGCUGAAUGCAGUAAAAAUGCUGAAAGCAUUGAGGAAAUUUCCAUGCCUACGUCAGAAAAUUCUUCUGCAUCAGGAAUUUGCCCAGGUCCUCAUCCUGGUCCAAAUAUUCAGCUAGAAUAUGCUAGCGACCCAAGUGAUGAUGAAGCAGACGUGAUUCGUGACAAUAACAUUGUCAAAGUUGCUUACUGA
This is a messenger RNA of Notodromas monacha, 4233 nucleotides long. The record is from the annotation of a GenBank genome assembly. NCBI's taxonomy places the organism in Eukaryota, Metazoa, Arthropoda, Ostracoda, Podocopida, Cyprididae.